AUGUCGAAACAAUACCUCACACUUCACACACUGUCUGGCGCACAUCCUUCAGAUAUCUUCGCUCUCGCACCUACCCCGAAAUCAAUCCUCUCAGCAAGCGGCUCGUCAACGAUACACGUCCAUGACACCACACAAGCCGACUUCCCGCUUCUUCAAUCUCUUGAAGGCAUCCACCCGCUAGGAAUCCACCACCUCGCUACCGCAAGAGAUGUACGGCGCGCCGCAAGCGCAGGUUUUGAAGGCAAAGUCAAGAUAUGGAGCGAAGGUGAAGACGGCGCGUGGAAGGCGAACGGCGAGAUCAGCGAUCAGCUGAAACCGGGUGAUGUGUGGGCUAUUGCUCUCAGCGCUGACGGCAAGUACCUUGCGAGCAGCAGCAUAAACGGCAAGAUCAACGGGAGCUUCGGCAUGUGUAUUGAUCUGAGUCGGGACGGACGCUUCACAGCUUCCGGCCACGAAAAUGGAUCUAUAUACGUGUUCGACAACGAUACAGGGCGCCUUACGCAUUCUCUUGCCGGGCUCGUCAAGCCCGUACGCAGCGUUGCCUUCUCCCCGAACACGACACUGCUUGCAGCGGCCGGAGAUUCGAGAACCAUCGCGUUGUACGAUGUCAAGUCUGGCGAGCAGAUAGCGAACUUGGCAGGUCAUGGUAGCUGGGUGCUCACGCUCGACUGGAGUGAUACGGGCGAGUAUCUACUUUCGGGAUCUCACGAGGGAAAAGCCAGGAUAUGGCGCAUCGAGACCCGUCAGUGUGUCGCCACUCAUUCACACGGAGACAAACCGCUAUGGACGGCGAAGUGGCUGCCAAAGAGCACGCGGAGCGAGAUGUUUGCGCUGGGAGGUGGAAAUAACGCCAUCAGCUUCUACAGAGAGGCAGCAGGUUGA
Messenger RNA from Didymosphaeria variabile, 882 nucleotides. RefSeq names its product Ski complex subunit Rec14 (gene rec14). The record is from RefSeq and is a predicted model, not a curated record. Bases 1 to 882 code for a protein of 293 amino acids. The transcript is spliced from 6 exons. Gene Ontology annotation, cellular component: Cdc73/Paf1 complex. Lineage: Eukaryota; Fungi; Ascomycota; Dothideomycetes; Pleosporales; Didymosphaeriaceae. Gene Ontology annotation, molecular function: protein binding.